GACAUAACGGCUCCAUCUUGGCCCCGGUGCCUCCCCCCGGCUCGGAGCAGAUCAUGGCGCUGAGGGCACGAGCCAUCUAUGACUUUCGAGCGGAGAACCCGGGGGAGGUGUCGCUGCGGGAGUCCGAGGUGCUGAGUCUGUGCAGCGAGCAGGACAUAGAGGGCUGGUUGGAAGGGGUGAACAGCCGGGGGGAGCGCGGACUCUUUCCUGCCUCUUACGUGGAAGUUGUUCGCGGGGAACCCGCCGCUCCGCCGCCUCCUCCUCCGGCGCUGGGAGAUUCUCGUUACGCCAAUUUGCCCACGGGAGGCUACGAACCGGCCCAGCCCUUCCAGAGCGUCGCUGCCCCGCACUUGGGCCUCGCCUUCCAGCCCCGGGCGCCCUCCCUCGGUUACCAGACCAGCCAGCCCAGCGACGACGACUGGGACGACGAAUGGGACGACAGUAGCUCCACUGCGACCGAGGAACCGGCUGGUCCGACGUGUGGCACUUACUCGGGCGGUUACCAUGACUACGAAGGCUCCGGCAGCAGCAGAUUCCGCUUAUCCACCCGCUCCGACCUGCCGCCCGGCCCUUACUCCACCUCCGCCUCCUCACAAGCCCCGGGCAAAGGCUCCGCCACGGUCAGCCGCAACCUCAACCGCUUCUCGGCCUUCGUGAAGAGCGGCGGGGAGGCUUUCGUGCUGGGGGAGGCGGCGGGGUUCGUGCGUGACGGGGACAAACUGUGUCUGGUGCAGGGGCCUGACGGGCCGGAGUGGCAGGAGAAUCCCUACCCGUUCCGCUGUAACAUAGACGAGCCCACCAAGCAGACCAAGUUCAAGGGCAUAAAGAGUUACAUCUCGUACCGACUCCUCCCCAGUCACACGGGGCUGCAGGUUCACCGCCGCUACAAACACUUCGACUGGCUCUACGCGCGUCUCCUCUACAAGUUCCCCGUCGUGUCGGUGCCGCGCAUCCCGGAGAAACAAGCCACGGGGAGGUUCGAGGAGGAUUUUAUCUCCAAGCGCAGGAAGGGGCUGGUGUGGUGGAUGGAUCACAUGUGCAGUCACCCGGUGCUGGCGCGAUGCGACGCCUUCCAGCACUUCCUCACCUGCACCGACGACAAGGCCUGGAAACAGGGGAAGAGAAAGUGCGAGAGGGACGACUUGGUGGGGGCCAACUUCUUCCUCACCCUCAGCCUCUCCCCGGGCUCCCCUGUCCUCGACCCGCACGAUGUGGACGGCCGGCUGGACGGGUUCAAAGCGUUCACUAAGCGCAUGGAUGAGGGGGUCCUGCUGCUCAGUCAGACCGCGGGCGAGUUCGCGCGCAAACAGGCGUCCGGCUUCAAGAAGGAGUAUCAGAAGGUGGGACUGGCUGUCAGGGGGCUCGGCCAGGCCUUUGAGAUGGACCACAUGGCUUUCUCCGCCGGACUCAACCGGGCAAUGGCCUUUACCGGGGAAGCCUACGAGGCUAUCGGGGAGAUGUUCGCUGAGCAGCCCCGGCAGGACUUGGACCCCAUUAUGGACUUGUUGGCUGUUUACCAGGGACACCUCGCCAACUUCCCCGACAUCAUCCACGUGCAGAGAGGGUCUCUGACCAAAGUGCGAGAGAGUAAGAAACAAGUUGAAGAAGGCAAGUUGGAGCUGCAGAAGGCCAGUGAAAUCCAGGAGCGAUGUAACGUCAUUUCCUACGCCACGCUGGCAGAGAUCCACCAUUUCCACAAGAUCCGCGUCAGAGACUUUAAGUCACAAAUGCAACAUUUCUUACAGCAACAGAUCUGCUUCUUUCAAAAAGUGACUCUAAAAUUGGAGGAGGCGCUACAGAAAUAUGACGUGGCCUAGUGACUCUCUGGGCUCUGAACUCUCCUAAUUAUGGGGGAUUGCUCAAACCCAGGGUGGGGGUUGCAGUCACCCCUAAAGUAUGAGAGAAGAACCUGUUGCCAAUAAUUGGCGGUUUGGUACACGAAUGGUCGUACAUUUAUUUUUAUGUUAUACUGUGAUAACGGAAAGAUGGAACCAUCAUGUAUAGUUCCAUAAAACAGGCAACAUAGCACAUUUGUAUUUAAAUAAUGCUAUUCCUAUCUAUACCUACACUACUCUUGUACCUGUCCCGAGGAGCCACGUAUGCAGCAUUGCCUUACCCACGAACUAUAUAUAUCUAUAUCUCUCUAUUUAUAUAGAUAUUAUGGUGCAUACUUGGGCUGGACUGUGAUUAACAACUUAAGCUUUAUUUUAUACUCUUACACAUGGAUUUAACAAGUCCUCCGUUUACAGAACUUCUACUUGAGCAACUAUUCAACUUUUGUGCCUUCCUGAGUAUUUUUUUUUUUUUUUUAGCAAUAAAUUCAUAUUUUAUCAGU
Molecule: messenger RNA, 2335 nt
Organism: Xenopus laevis (African clawed frog)
Lineage: Eukaryota; Metazoa; Chordata; Amphibia; Anura; Pipidae
Gene: snx18.S
Product: sorting nexin 18 S homeolog
Biological process (GO): cleavage furrow formation; endocytosis; plasma membrane tubulation
Cellular component (GO): cytoplasmic vesicle; plasma membrane; cytosol
Molecular function (GO): phosphatidylinositol binding
Source: RefSeq, marked provisional